This is a messenger RNA of Puntigrus tetrazona (Sumatra barb), 958 nucleotides long. Its product is annotated as meteorin-like protein. The record is from RefSeq and is a predicted model, not a curated record. Gene Ontology annotation, molecular function: hormone activity. The transcript is spliced from 4 exons. Bases 92 to 958 code for a protein of 288 amino acids. Lineage: Eukaryota; Metazoa; Chordata; Actinopteri; Cypriniformes; Cyprinidae. Gene Ontology annotation, biological process: energy homeostasis; positive regulation of brown fat cell differentiation.
UGUCGGGUUCAGACUCGCGCGCGCUGUCAUGUAGAGCUGAGGUGGGCUGAGGUUUCAUACAGACUGGAAGAGAUUGUCGGGGGGUUUGAGGAUGUUUUUACUCGUUCUGUUAUCAGCUCUGCUCCUGUGUGGAUGCGCACAGUAUUCCAGCGACCAGUGCAACUGGAGAGGAAGCGGGCUCACACACGAGGCUCACUCUCGGGACGUGGAGCAGGUGUACCUGCGCUGCGCCGAAGGCUCUCUGGAGUGGCUCUAUCCCACAGGAGCCGUGAUCGUGAACCUGAGGCCCAACCUGCUGCCGGCGGAGGCUGCCCUGAGCGCCUGCGUCAAGCCGCGGCCGGACUCUCGCGGGGCCAGGCUGUACGUGGAGCGGGCCGGAGCGCUGCGGCUGCUGCUGACCGAGCAGGACCUGGCGGCCGGACGCGUGCGCUGCUUCGCUCUGCGGGAGGGGGCGCUGUUCAUGGAGGCGUCCGCCCGCCGGGACAUCGGCCGGAGAAUCACCGCCUUCCAGUACCAGCUCAUCUCCACACACACAGCCGCAUGCAGACCCUGCGCUGACGACGAGCUGCUGAUGGCCAUCUGCACCAGCGACUUCGCGGCGCGCGGCAGCAUUCAUCGUGUGGAGGAGGAGGAGGAGGAGGAGGAUGAAGAGCAGGCGUCGGCGGUGCUGUCGCUGAGUCACGUGUACCGGCAGAAGAGCCGCGUGUUCGUGUCCGGCGGGGGCCGCGGGCGGUGGACGGGGCGGGUGAAGGUCCCCCGGCGCUGCGGGCCCCGAGCGGGACAGGGGGACUUCCUCUUCACGGGGGCCGUGAGGUUCGGCGAGGCCUGGCUGGGAUGCGCUCCUCUUUAUAAAGACUUCAUCAGGGUGUACCGCACGGCUCUGGACGAGGGAACCAACCCCUGCGCGUGGACACGGACUGAGAGACCACACGCUUCAUCCCCAAAUCACAAGACAUGA